AGUCCAUUCUUGUGAGGUUUGAGAGCGCGGGGCUGGAUUGUGCGCAGCGGGGCUCUGAAAUGCGCUCGCGCCCACUACUCUUUGGAUACCGUGAUCCUUUAUGCAGCAUGGGUGCACAUGAAAAGCACUACCGUCUGUGUAGUAACCUGAUCUUUUUAUGAGCAGCGGAAUUUGCGUGUUUUUUCUUCUGCUAUUUUGGAUGGCAUCCUGAGCGAGGAGGAGCCCCUGUGUGUGUGUGUGUGUGUGUGUGUGCGCGCGCGCGCGUGUUUGUGUAUGUGUACAGCAGCAGAGCGCUUCAUCCUCCCAGCGCCUGGUUCUAGCUGUUUAGCUAGAUAAAGGAAUGAGAAAGCGCAGGUGUGCAGAAGGGUGAGUUUUAAAGCUGCACUUUGCUUUUGGACAAAACAAUCUGAGAGAGAGAGAGAGAGAGAGAGAGAGAGGCUCAGUGUAACAGGAGGGACUUGCUCACUAAUAAAGUCUUGAAAUCAGAAGAAUAAGAAAAACGCUGCAAGCUGUGACAAGGGGCAGAAGAGAGCGUCUGGUGCACCAUCUCCACAUCUCACUGGAUCCUACGUGAAAUAACUUAGGAAAAAAAAUGUCAUCGCAAACGAAAUACAAGAAGGACAAGGAGAUCAUUGGGGAAUAUGAAACGCAAGUUAAAGAGAUCCGUAAUCAGCUGGUGGAGCAGUUUAAGUGUCUGGAGCAGCAGUCAGAAUCUCGGAUCCAGCUGCUGCAGGACCUGCAGGAGUUUUUCCGCCGCAAAGCCGAGAUUCAGCUGGAGUAUUCACGCAGCCUGGAGAAACUAGCCGAGAGGUUCUCGUCCAAGAUUCGCUCCUCCAGAGAACACCAGCAGUUCAAGAAAGACCAGCAUCUCCUGUCUUCCGUGAACUGCUGGUACCUGGUUUUGAAUCAGACUCGCAGAGAAAGCCGCGACCAUGCCACACUCAACGACAUCUACAUCAACAACGUCAUCGUCCGCCUGGCGCAGAUCAGCGAGGACGUCAUUCGCCUCUUUAAAAAGAGCAAAGAAAUUGGCAUUCAGAUGCAUGAGGAGUUGGUGAAAGUGACAAAUGAGCUAUACACGGUGAUGAAGACGUACCACAUGUACCACACGGAGAGCAUCAGUGCCGAGAGCAAGCUGAAGGACGCAGAGAAGCAGGAGGAGAAACAGUACAGCAAAUCCGGCGACCUGAACGUCAAUCUCCUGCGGCACGAGGAGCGCGCUCAGCGCCGCAGCUCUGUCAGGAAGAUUGAGAAGAUGAAGGAGAAGAGACAAGCCAAGUAUUCAGAAAACAAGCUGAAAUGCACAAAAGCUCGCAACGACUAUUUAUUGAAUCUGGCAGCCACCAAUGCCGUAGUGGCAAAAUACUACAUUCACGACGUCUCCGACAUGAUUGACUGCUGUGACCUCGGUUAUCAUGCCAGCCUGGCACGCAUGUUUAGGACCUAUCUGUCUGCUGAAUACAACCUGGAGACUUCUCGCCAUGAAGGUCUGGACCUGAUCGAGAGCGCCGUGGACAACCUGGACUCCCGUAGUGACAAGCACAAGAUCAUGGAUAUGUACAACCAGGUGUUCUGUCCUCCAAUGCGCUUUGAGUAUCUGCCUCACAUGGGAGAUGAGGUGUGCCAGGUGAGUGCUCAGCAGCCAGUCCAGACAGAGCUCCUGAUGCGCUACCAUCAGCUGCAGUCGCGCCUGGCUACACUCAAGAUCGAGAACGAGGAGGUACGCAAGACCUUGGAUGCGACAAUGCAGACACUCCAGGACAUGCUGACCGUGGAGGACUUUGACGUGUCUGAUGCCUUCCAGCACAGCCGCUCCACAGAGUCCAUUAAAUCAGUGGCAUCUGAAGGCUACAUGAGCAAGCUGAACAUUGCAAAGCGGCGCUCCAACCAGCAGGAAACCGAGCUCUUCUACUUCACAAAAUUUAAAGAGUACCUGAACGGAAGCAACCUCAUCAUUAAACUGCAGGCCAAGCACGACCUCCUGAAGCAGACGCUGGGGGAAGGAGAAAGGGCUGAGUGUGGAACGACAAGACCCCCUACCCUACCCCCGAAACCACAGAAACUCCGGAAACCCCGGCCACGCUCCGUCUAUAAUCAUAAGCUGUUUAACGGAAAUAUGGAGACCUUCAUUAAGGAUUCAGGUCAGCCCAUUCCUCUUGUAGUGGAAAGCUGUAUUCGAUACAUCAAUCUCUAUGGUCUGCAGCAACAAGGCAUAUUUCGAGUUCCUGGAUCUCAGGUUGAAGUCAACGAUAUUAAAAAUUCAUUUGAGAGAGGCGAAGACCCACUUAUUGAUGACCAGAGUGAUCAUGAUAUAAACUCAGUGGCCGGGGUUCUGAAGUUGUACUUCAGGGGCUUGGAGAACCCUCUCUUCCCGAAGGAACGCUUCCUGGAUUUCAUCUCCACCAUUAAGCUCGAGUCAUCUGCUGAAAGAGUCCAUCAUCUUCAGCAGAUCAUAGUCACUCUUCCGCGUACCAUCAUCAUCGUCAUGAGAUACCUGUUUGCGUUUCUCAAUCAUCUGUCGCAGUACAGUGAUGAGAAUAUGAUGGAUCCCUACAACCUGGCCAUCUGCUUCGGCCCAACUCUGAUGCCCAUCCCGGACGGCCAGGACCCUGUGGCCUGUCAGGCCCAUGUGAACGAAGUCAUCAAGACCAUCAUCAUCCACAGUGAGGUCAUCUUCCCAAGCCACCGGGAACUUGAGGGCCCUGUAUAUGAGAAGUGCAUGACUGGAGGAGAGGAGUACUGUGAUAGCCCGCACAGUGAACCAGGCACCAUUGAUGAGGCGGACAAUGGAACUGAGCCACACACCAGUGAUGACGAGGUAGAGCAGAUAGAAGCAAUCGCUAAAUUCGACUAUGUAGGGCGCACACCUCGAGAGCUGUCCUUUAAGAAGGGCGCAUCACUGCUGCUCUACCAUAGAGCGUCAGAGGACUGGUGGGAAGGCAGACACAACGGCGUGGACGGUCUCAUCCCUCAUCAGUACAUCGUAGUACAGGACCUGGACGACGCCUUUUCUGAUAAUCUAAGCCAGAAGGCGGACAGUGAGGCAAGCAGCGGGCCUCUGCUAGAUGACAAGUCCUCGUCUAAAAAUGACCUCCACUCACCGUGUGAGACAGCACCAGACUAUAACUUCAGUGCAGUGAUGGGCAGGGUACGUUUGCGUUCGGAUGGUGCGGCUAUCCCACGGCGCCGCAGUGCUACAGAGAGCCACAGUCCCCCACGUGGUUCUGACACACCUCCUCGUGCAGCCGCCUGUCCCAGCAGCCCUCACAAAGCCAUGCUGAGCAGCAGGAACCGUGUGGAAAGUCCUGAUAAGAGACGCCUGGGCACGUUUGGCAGUGCUGGCACUAUAAAUUACCCUGAGAGAAAGGUGUAUGGAGAGGGCCAUCCACUGAGACCUUGCACUGGCACACGCCACAGCAGCUUGGGAGACCAUAAGAGCCUGGAGGCUGAGGCCUUAGCUGAGGACAUAGAGAAGACGAUGAGCACGGCUCUGCACGAGCUGCGUGAGCUGGAACGUCAGAACACAGCCAAGCAGGCCCCGGACGUGGUGCUGGACACACUGGAGCCACUGAAAAACCCUGUAAGCUCAGAGCCAGCCAGCCCCUCACACACCAUCGCCAUCCGUGACCCCGAGGCAGCUCUGAGACGUGGGAGUAGCUCCUCCUCUAGUGCUGCUGAAACCAUGAUGAUGAGCACGUUCAAGCCAGCGCUGUGUGCCAGGCUGCCCAGCGCCCAGCUGCGACCUCCGGCUAUCAGGCCCGCACGCCCCGUGCCCUCUCAACAGCAGCGCUCAAGCAGCUCAGGCUCCUCUGGAGUGGGCAGCCCUGCCAUCACCCCCACCGACAAGAGCUUUCCCAGCAGCCCCUCCUCUAACACAGCUGAUAAACACGGUGGCAGUAUGUAGCUCCACCAAGUGUCAGGGUCAGGGUCGGCUCUCCGAUUUGUAAUUCAGCCGGCCUAAUGAAGACCAAAUUGAAGGGGGAAAUGUUUCACAGUUGUUGUUUUUUUUAUUUUAGGGUUUGUUUGUUUGUUUUUUUCUUCAGAAUGAGCCUCAGAAUACUUCAGAAGUGAGCUGUGGUUACUAAGGCAACAAGCAUAUGAAGUCACAAAGUUUACUUUUAUAGCACUCAGUGUGGUAAAACAUGAGGUGUAAAAAAAAUACUGGAAAAUAAUAGCAGCUGUGUAUCACAUACAGUAGGGUCUAAAAGAAUCCACUACUAAAAACUGAUUUUAUUUGUGUUAGUUCGAAUAUAUAAGUGAAUACAUUUUGUCAGCUUAUGUUUCUCCAACAGGAUUACAAAGAAAGAACGUUUGCAGUUUACUGAAACCGUAGCUACGAUGCCUAACACAGAGGGCCAUAAUAAUUAAACCAUCAUCAAGUUCAGCCGGAUAAAAAAAAUUGUGUUUAUUGUCAGUGGUCCUGUUUAACAUUUUUCAUCCUUACAUCUAAAAAAAUGAAGCAAAUGGCAGGCAAACUGAAUAUUCAGCGAUAUUUCAUGUGUAGUAUGAUGAACUUCCAAAUUCUUGAGUAAUACAUAUUAACAAAGAGGAUUGGAAUAUCUGCUUUUAAUAGGUGGAGCAAAUACAAACAUUUUAGAAGUGGAGUAAGUUUUGGACCCUACAGUAUAUAUUAGUAUAUAAUAGAGGUGUGUCUGUAUGAAUAUACACACAUACACACAUAUAUCACUACCUAUAUAUAUGUAUUUAAAUAUAUAUCAACAUCUUAAUCUGAAAUGUUAAUGAUAAUUCACCCUCUUCGGCCAGUCACACAGUAGAGCAAUACUACACGAAAUUGUUGUUUGUUCUCUCUGCACUGCUCGGCCAGAGGUGUUGUUAUUGAGGGGGUGGAGCUCUCUGUCUCUCUCUCUCAGAGAAGGUGGUCCCAUGUAGCCCCUCCCCUAGAACCUGACUGUCACUCAAAGCAUCCUGUGACUCCAAGCCCGCCCACAUGGGUUGUUGUAAAUAGAGAUAUACUGUACUUGAACUGGUAAUGCCUUUUGUUUUGUAGUAUAAGGGAUGUUCAGUUAAAUAACAACAUAGCCAAGUUGUAAACAUAUAUGAGAUGCAGAAACUGAAACCAAUAUCCAUCACCAACUAAUUGUAAGAAACCUGUGGUAAAGAAGAUAUAGUUUACUUUGUAUAUAAUUUUUAAGUAGGAUGUUUUUUUGUUUUUUUUUAAUGUUAAACAUGUAUAUUUGGGGACAGAACAGGCAAGAAUAGAUGGCAUUUCAGUCACAACCAGCAAACAAAGAUCGCAUUCAUAAAUACGAGUACUUUGUGUUCGCUGUCUGAGCCGUUACUCUAAAUAUAUUCCGCUUUACUCUGUCUUCAUCAAAAAAGCAUUUCUGAAACUCAUAAAUAUUCAGCACACUUAGAACUGGACCAAGCCGGUUAUUCCUGUUUAAACAAUCCCAGCUUUUCAUAAGGAGCCUUCAAGUUUUUUGGGUGCACUUUUAGAAAAUUGGUCCUCAACAGUAUAUUUAAGGGUGCUUAGCUUCCUGAAAGGGUUCUAUGAGGAAACUCUUCUGAUCAGUAAACUCUCUGUUGUACUUAGCAGGACGAGAAGUGCCCAGGAACUCCUCUAACCUUUUCUUAACCUUUUAAACUAGUUAAGGAAACUGAUGUCACCUAAGGAUAAUAUUAAUCUUAUUUUGAAAAAAAAAAGACAUAAUAGAUAAAUAUAGCUAUACUUUCCAAGGACAAUGUGUAACCACACAUUUUUCCACCGUUUGUAGGUGAGGUGCUGUAGCCUACUGAAAUAUUUAUAGAAAAAAUGACAAGUGGCACAUGUAAAAAUAAAUAAAUAAAAAGUAUCUAGUCAAUUUAUUAAACUCAAACCUACAAACCACUUCUAGACUCACAUAUUGUACAACUGUUCACAUACAUGACGAGUUAAUCCUCAAUAACAUCAAUGUGUUCUUAUUUAUAUCGUUAUUAACGUGAGCCGUUGUUUUCCCCAAGAUCUUAAAGGGCUUGAGUAUGCUGUAUUUCUAACACAUGGGGUUAUAUAGAGAUAUGGAGAGUCAUGCUAAUCCAACGUUGAUAAUUCCCACCAAUGCAUAGCAGAUCCUGCAGGGAACAUCUCACUUGCCCCCAUUCUGUCACAUCAAUUCCAGUUCAUCUUCAGCUGGUUUCCAGUUCUCAGCCUCCUCCUGCUCACUGCAUUUGGAGGAGGAGUUCUUACUCAGGCACGAUGAUUGCCCGACUGAACCAAUUAUCCGCUUCAGUCAGUCUCUAAUCUCAUCUUCACCGCAGAUGAUCAAACAUGGCCACAUUUUUUUGCCCUCUUAUUUGCCGACUCUUGCCUGUUCUGCUCUAAUUGUAAAUGCUUGUAUAGUUGCAAGAAAAAUUCUGCUGGGAAAAAGUACUGUUACUGCACACUUUGCUUGGUUUGCAAUGUGAUGAUGUUUAGCGAGUGGAGCCCUUGUCUUAAUGUAUCAACAGCACAGACAUCUUUAUCUGUCUCGUUAGUUAGGUAGGCUUUCGGUUCAAACACGCACUGGCAUCUGUGUCUGAGUCUUAGCCCUGAUCAAUGUGCCAUUCUUUUUACAUUGCAUUACAAUGACUUGGCCCUUAUCUUACUGUCAGCAUUUUAUACCCGCUUGUGUUAGCAACCAGUAAUUAGUGGCCAGUCGUUAAUUACUGCUCAGCUAGCUCAGCCUCACCUUCUGCACGGACUUUCAUUGCUCAUGAUCGGGUGACGGAUGUGCAUGUGAUUCGCUGAGACAACGCAGUUGUGCCUUUCUCAGAUCUACCACACAGUCCUUUAAAAAGAAACAUGGAGGGUUGUUCAUUAGUACUAACAUCGCAUUACUGUGACACUUCACACUAAUUUAUACAUAUAAAAUAUGAUGUCAAGCUAGAAAACACGAGAAAGGCAUUAAUAUACAAAUUUGCCAAUGAUACAGUUGCAGUGAGGCUGAUUUAAGGUGCCUUGAUAAGAAAGCACCACUGACAGAGGAUUAGAAACACUCAUCCCCUACGUGAAUGGUUCUAAACUGUGUCUUUCCUUAACCUUAGGAUGGUACCUUCAAGUGAGCAUCUUUUAUACUAUGGUCCUCAUACCUGUAAAGGCGCACGUUUAAAUGUAGUGUACCUUCAAGGAUGAAUUCUUAAACUUAUAUAAUCUGGUCUUUAAGCUUCAGUCAGCUUCAAAUAUUCAAAUAUGUAUCUUAAGUAGUCCAUGAGCUACAUGAGCACAGGUUAUCGUCUGUGUGGAGUGUUGCAUGUUAGCCCCACGUACACAGUGAUUUCCUCUGGAUUCUCUGGGUUUCUUCCUAGCCCAAAAAUCAUGCAUGUAGGUUGACUGGCUAGACUAAAUUGCUUCAAGUGGUGAGGGACUGGCAACCCAUCCAUGCUUCACACCCACUGCUCCUCUGGAUAAUAAUAAUACAGGUAUAAAAGGUGCAUCCUUGAGGGUCCCACUUCAGUGAGGAACAAUAUAAUUUAGUACUUUUAUUUACAAGUGGCGGAUCUAAUCGGGAUGAGGCUGAUGAGAAGUCGUUCAUUAGAUCCAGUUUCUUCCCGAAUGGCGAUUCCUCUGGCGUCUUUGUUUAGAAAGCCAGGGUACUUUGUCUUCUGCAUGGCAGCAGGUCCUGUACUGCCCCCUGGAGGCCAGAAAGACUUUCCUCUUGUGCCCUUCAUCUCCCUCUUCUGGAAAAUGCUGGAUAAAUGUGUUUAAUCAGAGAGCUGUCUCAUACAGAAUAAUACAAUUUGUCUGUGUAGAAUAAAAUGUUACAUUAAAAUAAAUAAAUUCACAAUGUAUAUAGACACACUGCCCUCCACUCUGUCCUGAUGUUAGUCCUGAUCUUAAAUCAGUAAUGAUAAUUUGGUUGUUCUUGAUCUUAUCUGAAGCACUGACCACUAACAUCUACUCCAGUGCCUGAUAGGAGCACAAAAAAAACACAUUUCCAAAUUGCCACAGAGUCAUUGACUGUAUGAUCUACAGUAUAUGUUAUGUUUUUUACUUAACCUUUAAUAAUUUUGCUGCACAUCAAUUUUUGUUGACUUUGAUAAAAUGUCUUAAUUAUGAUCACGGUUCUUUUUGGAGUUCAUCAUAUUAGAAUUUGAACCAUCAGGGACGUCUGAUCAAAUCCUCAGCUAGCAGUAAAGCUUGUUCCUGCACUGGAUUCUUGAAAGUGCUUGUGAGUAGGAGCAGUUGAACGUGUUACUAGAGAUUAAUGGCAGAUGUGUGAAAACUGCAGUCCAUAUCCCACCAUCCUGAGGUUUUAAUAAUCCCCAUCUGUUUCUUAUGUGUGUCAAGUAAUUCUUUAUCAUUCCUGUCUCCUCUCUGUAUGACCUGAGACUGUGCUGCACAAAAGCUUUGACUUCCUGCUCCUUGUAUAAUCCUUCUACCUAUCGUUUUAGCUAAUGCAUCGCAGUAUUUAAGGCCUAGUCAAAUCUUCUAUGGUACUUGCACGAUUACUGAGGCACUCUGUGUCCUCCCGUCCUUAACGGACUGUACAUGGACCAUAAAUUCUGGAAGAUUUUUUUUUCUGUCGGUUUGAGAACGUAUGCUCUAAUGGGUGUGUAUUAUAUGUAUGCUUGAUUGUAUGUAUGCUAAAGGUAACAGAAUUCCUCCUUUCUAUAGACACAGCAUUCAUUAAGCCAAACUUGCGUCUGUCUGUACUAGUGGGUUGUGAAUAUUGACAUACUGUUUUUCGCCCUCCUAUUAACCCUUUUGUCUAAUGAUGCUGUUUGUUCAUGAGUGUUUGGAUGGUUGAUUCCUCCCUAUGAUGUAGGUUAACUGUACACCAUGCCACUGUUUGGAUGUGAAGAAUUCUCGAAUCCAAAAUAAAAACAGAUGACAUUUUUUUGACAUCUUAUGUUUUAAACCUUCA
Molecule: messenger RNA, 8840 nt
Organism: Hemibagrus wyckioides
Lineage: Eukaryota; Metazoa; Chordata; Actinopteri; Siluriformes; Bagridae
Gene: srgap3
Product: SLIT-ROBO Rho GTPase activating protein 3
Exons: 22
Coding region: 593-3904 (1103 amino acids)
Biological process (GO): negative regulation of cell migration; signal transduction
Cellular component (GO): cytoplasm
Molecular function (GO): protein binding
Source: RefSeq, a predicted model, not a curated record